Molecule: messenger RNA, 1407 nt
Organism: Phlebotomus argentipes
Lineage: Eukaryota; Metazoa; Arthropoda; Insecta; Diptera; Psychodidae
Gene: Eip63F-1
Product: calcium-binding protein E63-1
Exons: 4
Coding region: 245-769 (174 amino acids)
Molecular function (GO): enzyme regulator activity; calcium ion binding
Source: RefSeq, a predicted model, not a curated record
UUACUCAACGACGCUGAGAAAAUCCUCUUAGGAGUAUUUUUUUCCACUUGUAUAUGUGCUGUUGCAAUAAAAAUCCCCCUCGAGUGGCUCCCAUCGGAGUUUCAACAGAGAGUGGGUGAAAAAAAGAAAAAAAAGACCAGGGAGAAGCGGAAAAUCGGUGGGUAAAAAUUUUGCUGGCAAAUGUGUACGGAAUUGUGGCUCGAGGUCGUGAUUCGCGCAGUGAAGGUGCAUAAUAAAAUGUGAAAUGCUGCAAGAACAGCAUUGGAGAGUGAGAAAUGCAAUUUGCACCGAAAAUUAUAUAAUCAGAACAAGCACGAUUCUCACGUUCUCCACCCCAACACUUAAUCACGUCAGGAGUAUCAUGAGGAAAUCGCUUAUAAAUUUGCCACGAGCUUCUCCGAGUUCUGGAGGACUUCCUUGUUGCACGGCGUGUGCAGUGAAAGGAAAUGGAUUAAUAGAUGAAGCGGAGUUUCUUCAGUGGAUCGCUCGCAUUCAGGCCAUCAAAGAUGAAUCCGCGUCGAGUAGCAGCAGUGCGAGCAGCAACCAGCCAGUGAGUGAAGAGGAUGAUAUCACGCAGGAUCUGAUUGCUGCUUUUCGGGUGUUUGAUCGCGAUGGAAAUGGCUUCAUCACGAGAGAUGAGCUGCAAACAGCCAUGGAUAUGAUUGGGGAGACCGUCACUGAGGCCCAACUCACGGAAAUGCUGGCCCUGGCGGACUUAGAUAAAGACGGCCGAAUCAACUAUGAAGAAUUUAUCAGGCUACUCCUGUAGAUUGGACAGAUCGAAGAUAGAGAAUUGGUUGGAAGAGCCUGAGGGGCUUGCAGAGCACAAAAACCAAAGAUCUGAAGGAGAGUCAGAGUUCAAAGGCUGUUUUUACUUGUUAAAGAGAAGAAAAAAAAAGAAAAUUGUUUAGAGAAAUCGUGAUUUAAGGAUUCUUUAUAAUAUCAAUACUAUUAUUUACAAAAAUCAUUAGGACGAUAAGUGGGAGGGCUAAAAUCACCUUCUUUUUAAGAUGAACUUUAAUUUCAACCUUUCUUCUGAAUCCAGCAAUAAUUCAGAAUCAAUUUACAUAACAUCCUUCUUUAAGGAGAGGAAACUAAGGAUGCUAGAGGUGCGAAAGGAAUGAAAACAUAGUGAGGAAUUUGUGGCCUUUUUCUGCAAGAAUGGACAGAGGUUUAAAAGAAAAAGAAAAAAAAACAGAGAGACGCUCCAGUAGUGCGCAAGAUUAGUUGACUUUUUACUGCGUUCGAAAUUUAGUGUUAACAAAAAGUUGAAUAUUUUAAAGAUUUAUGCAAUGAAAAAACCACCCAUGAAGGUGUGAUGUAUUAAUGCAAAAAAAAGCUAAGAAUUUGUUGUAAAUAUAUAUUUAAUAAUAAACUGAGAGAAAUGUUUAGUCUCUUAUCGCUUCA